This is a messenger RNA of Leptidea sinapis, 815 nucleotides long. It is a transcript of the gene twr, whose product is annotated as signal peptidase complex catalytic subunit SEC11A. NCBI's taxonomy places the organism in Eukaryota, Metazoa, Arthropoda, Insecta, Lepidoptera, Pieridae. Bases 172 to 708 code for a protein of 178 amino acids. Gene Ontology annotation, molecular function: serine-type endopeptidase activity. The record is from RefSeq and is a predicted model, not a curated record. The transcript is spliced from 4 exons. Gene Ontology annotation, cellular component: membrane; signal peptidase complex.
CGUUGGGAAGUCAAGUUGGAACUGACGUGGAUUGCCGAUUGUGUACGAAUUUGGUUAGGUACUUUUUCUGCAUUUUUAAACAUAUUAACUUUAUAAGUAUAAAGUGCACACUUUUGGAAGACACGAAACUUUAAGGGCUUCUAAAGUAUACGUUAAUAAUUUUCUGUAAAAAUGUUGGACAGUUUAUUUGAUGAUGUGAAGCGUAUGAAUAAGCGGCAGUUUAUUUACCAAGUACUUAGUUUUGGUAUGAUAGUAUCAUCCGCUUUGAUGAUAUGGAAAGGCUUGAUGGUAGUCACAGGGAGUGAAAGUCCGAUUGUUGUUGUGCUGUCUGGAAGUAUGGAACCAGCUUUUCAUAGAGGAGAUCUUCUUUUCCUUACAAAUUACCCUGAAGAACCAGUGCGCGUAGGUGAAAUCGUAGUCUUCAAGGUGGAAGGCCGCGACAUUCCAAUUGUUCACAGAGUACUGAAAUUGCAUGAAAAGAAUAAUGGUACUGUAAAAUUUUUAACCAAAGGUGACAACAACAGUGUAGAUGACAGAGGUUUAUAUGCACAAGGCCAACUUUGGUUAACUAAGAAGGAUGUUGUUGGUCGAGCAAGAGGCUUUUUGCCAUAUGUAGGAAUGGUCACAAUAUAUAUGAAUGAAUAUCCUAAGUUUAAGUUUGCGGUUUUGGCUUGUCUAGCUGUUUAUGUGUUAGUGCAUAGGGAGUGACACUAUAAAGAAUAUUGUUUGAAAGAGUGGAAUCAAUCUCUUAAGUAUUUCCAAUGGACUGUGUGCGGCUGUAUUUAACAUUCUGAUUAAAUGGUGUUCUCUCUAAA